Molecule: messenger RNA, 1495 nt
Organism: Carassius auratus (goldfish)
Lineage: Eukaryota; Metazoa; Chordata; Actinopteri; Cypriniformes; Cyprinidae
Product: UPF0696 protein C11orf68 homolog
Exons: 2
Coding region: 518-1240 (240 amino acids)
Source: RefSeq, a predicted model, not a curated record
GAGCGAGCAUAUUAAAUGGGUUUGUGAUGAGAUGUGCGCUUUAGUGUGACAUCCCGCGAGAGCCGAAGAAAACACUUCUUCAGUGUCUGCUCGCAGCUCAUCAGAACACCAGAACUGAGAGAGAAAUAGUCCGUCACAUUUACUAACUAAAACAGAAAUCAAGAGUAUAAACCCAAUUCUGAGGAGAAAACAAUCACAACUCUAUGUGAUAUAGAUUUACAAUAGUAAGAUAAUGUUCAUGAAAUAUAAUCUCAACAGAGACGCGAACUAGAAUAACUCAUCAUUUCUGUGAGGAAGAAGUGAAAACUAUGUGACAAACUUCAGUAAACAGAGUUCUGAGACAAACUGAAAGUGAGAAAAUAUUUCAAAAAUGUAAACUCAAUUUCGAGGAAGAGUGUCACGUGAGAUGCCAACCCAAGAAUUCAGAUCAGUAUUCUGAUACAGACUCAAAACUGAGAGAACAGUCUAAAUGAGUAAUAACGAGACAUAACCUUGCCAAUUGGCUCUCAGCGUCAGUAUGACGGAGGAGGAGGCCCCGGGGCCCGCUGAGCCCCUCUCGGCCGAGGACUACGCCGCAGAGGCCAUGGCUGCAGACAUGGACCCCUGGAUCAAGUUUGACGCCCGUAAGACGCCCCGAGCAGAGUUCAGCAGCUGGCUGGAGUCGAACAGGCCGUCGCAGGUGAGCCGCUGUGGGGCCGAGGGCCCGGUGGGCUGGAUCUGUGUGCGAGGGCCGCAGGACUGGGAGGACAGCGGAGAUGUGGAGGGUCUGCAGGACAGCUGGGAGACACUGCUGGAGAGCGGCCGCAGCAUCAGCUUCCACACCAUCAGAGAGCUGGCGCUCAAUCACAGCGUGCUCUACGGGAAGUGGCUGAUGCACCUGGACACGGGCUUCAAGGUGGACCGCGCCUGGGAGAGCAUCGCCAGAGCCGUGCUCGACGGCAAGAUCGGCUCCGCCAAAGUGAGUCCCAGAGACCCGCGCUCCGACCCCAGGCACGUCAUCUGCGUCUACAACCAGAACUUCACAGACGAGGAGCAGGUGAUGCGUCUGGACUCGGUCAUCCGCGCCGCUGGUGUCAAGUGUGUCAUGUACUACAAACCUGACGUCUACACGUACCUGGGCAUCUACCGCAACAACCGCUGGAAGAUCUGCCCCACCAUCUACGAGAGCAUGUUCGACCUGGAGAGCGUCCCUCGCCGCUCACACAUCAUCAACAAGGUCACCAACCAGGAGGUGACGUGAAGCCGCUGCGCUCCCGGCCCGAACACCUCUCUGUCUUACUUUAGUUUGGAACUGCACUUUUGUCUUGAAGAAACGUUCUGUUGAGUUAGCGAUGUCAGUGACGGAGAAACUGCAUGUCGACGUGUGUACAUACAGCCAAAAUGUUGAAGGGCUUGAGAUAUUUGAGUUAUUCUUUUAAAACAUCUUUUAUAUUCAACAAGGUUGGUUUUGUUCAUCUGUUCAUUUUGCCAAAUAAAUCCAGGAGAUUUCAAUCUG